UCUCAUCAGCCUUACAUCUUUCAAUUCAACCAGCAUGGGCAAUGCAUUUGCAAAGAAGCGCGAACGUUCUCCGUCCACUCAGUUCUCUCUCAACUCGUCCUCCUCUCACAACAAUCAACUUUUUUUCCAUCAGGAAGAGAUUCUAGACGUAGCGGCUGUCGAUAGUGAGUCUGUCGUGAUAGGAGGAGGCGAUUCGAAUGCCUCAAUCGUAAAUCUGGCGAAGAGAGAAGCAACCAGAGUGUUUGACAGACACAAAAAGGCGGUUUUGAAGGUUGCCUAUAGCAACGAGUUACAGGCCGGAUUGAGCAGCUCUAGAGAUGCUACUGUUUAUAUGUGGUCGUAUCCAACGUGUAGCGACGUCCUGCAAGCCUUCAACGGGCAUUCCCUGGCCGUCACGGGUUUAUCACUAAAUUGUGACGUCACGAGGCUAGCAACCGGGUCACGUGACAAUUCGGUGAUGAUAUGGGACGUUCGUACGGCUUCUCGCGUUGCGCAGAGAGCCGUUUCUCGCAAUAUCGUCACUCAUAUAUGUUGGUGUGCAAACUCGGAGAACGAGUUCGUGCAGACGAGUGAGGACAAAGUCGUGAGAGUUUGGGAUCAGAGAACGACGGACGUCGUUCAACAGUUUCCGAUGCAGAGACACAUUCAGACACACUGCGACACAUCAGAUGAUGCCCAUUUUGUGCUCACAUCAAACAGCGGAACGAACGGCGGUGAGUGUUCGGUCACACUUUGGGACAGACGACAAACAGCAAUCAUACGCAAAUUCAUCGGCCACAAGUCGGUCGUAAACAGAGCUGUAUUUCUAAAGAACAAAUUCACUGGAUGUAUUGCCAGUUGUGCUUCAGAUUCUGUGAUCAAAUUAUGGGACGUCAAUACAGGCAAUUGUCACGUCAGUAAGUACGUGGACGGCGCAGCAUCAUUGACGUCUCUCUGUGUUGUUGACAGUAGGCGUCUCGUGUGUGGCAGUCAAAGACGAGGAGUAAAUAUAUUUGAAAUGAACAGGAAUGGUGAUGAAAAUUGUACAUUAAAUCAUAUCGAAAAUCUAUAAU
This is a messenger RNA of Corticium candelabrum, 1052 nucleotides long. Its product is annotated as WD repeat-containing protein 31-like. The transcript has a single exon. The coding region runs from base 35 to 1051 and encodes 338 amino acids. Gene Ontology annotation, molecular function: protein binding. The record is from RefSeq and is a predicted model, not a curated record. NCBI's taxonomy places the organism in Eukaryota, Metazoa, Porifera, Homoscleromorpha, Homosclerophorida, Plakinidae.